UGGACACUUUGAAGUAAGACCAUGCUGCCCGCGCAGGAGGCCGCCAAAAUCUACCACACCAACUACGUACGCAACGCGCGCGCCAUGGGCGCGUUGUGGACCGUGUUCACCAUCAACUUCGCCGUCAUCACCGUGGUGGUGUUCAUCCAGCCAUACUGGAUAGGAGAUAGUGUCAACACGCCGCAGGCCGGCUACUUCGGCCUCUUCCACUACUGCAUCGGGAACGCGCUAACUUCUGAGCUCACCUGCAAAGGGAGCGCGCUGGACUUCGGCUCCAUCCCGUCCGGCGCCUUCAAGACGGCGAUGUUCUUCGUGGGGAUCUCCAUGCUGCUGGUGGUGGGCAGCAUUGUCUGCUUCAGCCUCUUCUUCUUCUGCAAUGCCGGCAGCGUCUACAAGAUCUGCGCUUGGAUGCAGCUAGCGUCCAGCACCUGCAUGGUAAUUGGCUGUAUGAUCUACCCAGACGGCUGGGACUCAGAGGAGGUGAAGCGCAUGUGUGGCCAGCGGACCGACAAGUACACACUGGGCAACUGCACAGUGCGCUGGGCCUACAUCCUGGCCAUCAUCAGUAUAAUGGACUCCCUCGUCCUGUCCUUCCUCGCUUUCAGCCUGGGCAACCGGCAGGACAAACUACUGCCCGAGGACUUCCAGGUGGAGGGAAAAGGUAACUUGGGGAAAAUGAUGCCUAAGGCCCUUGUGGAACAGAAGCAAGACCUGUGA
Messenger RNA from Lampris incognitus (smalleye Pacific opah), 717 nucleotides. RefSeq names its product LHFPL tetraspan subfamily member 5a (gene lhfpl5a). Lineage: Eukaryota; Metazoa; Chordata; Actinopteri; Lampriformes; Lampridae. The record is from RefSeq and is a predicted model, not a curated record. Gene Ontology annotation, biological process: detection of mechanical stimulus involved in sensory perception; sensory perception of sound. The transcript is spliced from 3 exons. Gene Ontology annotation, cellular component: plasma membrane. Bases 22 to 717 code for a protein of 231 amino acids.